Durusdinium trenchii is the source of this 978-nucleotide messenger RNA. The record is from the annotation of a GenBank genome assembly. Lineage: Eukaryota; Dinophyceae; Suessiales; Symbiodiniaceae.
AUGCCCAAGCGGUUGGUUUGGCGGGAGCAAGCCAACGUUACCGUUGGUGCCGUGGGUGCCGAUGUAUCUUUGAAGGAGUUGCACCAACGUGUCUCAGACAGGACUUUGCUCGAUGAUCCUCCAUGGCUUGCAGCGGCCUUCAACCCUGGGCAUGAGCGCUUCGUGCCGCAGAGGCAGAUCGCUUCACACUGCAUCACCUGCCAGCCCAAGUGUUCCAUGCGUGUGCGUGCAACAGCCGUCGCAGACAACAACUAUGUCCUCCACUACGCAGGGCAGCACAGCGCUGAUCCUUGCAGCAAAAAAAUACGAGGUUGGAGUAUCCAUGAGAUCAAGGCCACCCGAGCACUGGGACAGAACAGCUCUGAGGCCCAAAUGCACGUAGCUCUACACGACGCAGGUUGUGCCACAGAAGCAGGCCGUAAGCGCAUCGCUGGGAAGUUCAAGCGGCUCAGGGCCCAUGCGCGGCAGCGGGAGAGGACACAGAGCUGCGCACAGAUCAGACGCUGGGCAGAUGAACGUUUGCAUCUUGUCGGCGGCCCUCAUGAGGCUGUGAUAUUCGGCCACUGCAUUGAUGCUGCGGGAGAAGGCAAGAGAUUCCGACUUGCUUUUGGAUGCGCAGGACAUCAGAAGGUCCUGGAGAAUUUGCCGCGCAGUGCGCCGAUUUGUCUGGCUGCGGAUGGCACGUUCAAAGUUGUGUGGGGCCGAUACACGUGCUACAUUGGUGGACUUCUGCACUUGGUCACUUCACCUGGCAAAGUACGCGCUGGCCCGGGAGGCCGUGGUCAGGUCUUCCUCCCACGGGUGUCAUUCGCUCCGCUCUUUUAUUCCUUGCAAGAAUCUGAAGGGUCUUCUGCGUGCAUGCAGUCUGCUGACUUCUACUUGGAGUAUCUCGCGCAAGCCAAGCCAGCCCUGGCAGCGAAGCUCCGUACGUGCUGCAUGGUUGUCACCGAUUUUGCAGAAGCUCCACGACGAGGCCAG